AAGAACUUCAAUCAAAGAAAAAAUUUUCCACAAACAAAUUUUUGUAGCGUUCUUUUUGUCAUACUUACAUUUUAUAUGUGAAAAAUUGUAUGCAUAAAGAAAAUUAAAUACCGCUAUUCUACAUUUAAAUAAAAAAUACAAAAUUCAAUUUGCAAAAAAUUGUAAAAAUUUUAAAAUAUGGAGGAUGACGAGAGGCAAAAUUUAAAUUUGAAUGAAAUAUGGCGAGCUUGCCGCAAAAUUCAAGCAACGAUUUUCCGUUAUGGCUUCGACAUUUGCGCCGAUUUCAUGGAGCAUGAUCCAAAUUGCACCGGCUUAAUAUCAAAUUCGCUCUUCACCAGCAUUUUGGGCAAGUAUAAAAAUGUUGCGGGACUUUCCGAGUUCGAGCUGCGUGAGGUGACGGAUUACUUUCGUCUGCGCGAUGGCCGUAUAGCCUACAAGCAAUUCUGCAAAGUGGUUUGCCAAGAACCUGCGUCGACCAACAAAAAGGAUUUGGCCACCGGACUGGAAUGGAACGAUCCAAUGCAUAUUAAUGUUAUACCAAGACCUGAAGAUCGACGUCGGCUAUGUCUAAUUCUAAUAAAAAUUGCGCAAUUUAGCAAUUUGCCACUGUUUCCGUAUUUCCAAGAUUAUGAAAUAGUCUCACAGAAUGUGGGUGUUGUGACCGUCGCACAUUUUUCACGGGUUCUACACUUCAUGAAGAUUCCCAUCUCCGAUGAUGACUUUCUGCUUUUGCUCAAACGUUAUAUCAAGGAUUCGUAUACUGUGAACUAUGUUGCCUUCAUAAGGCACAUACAAAAUAUUUUAGAUUAUUUAAAACAAAAUAAUCUGCUCGACGACGCAAUGAAAAUCAUCAAAGACUUUCCCGGUCGUUUGGUUGAUCUCGAACUCUCCGAGUUGCCCGCAAUUAACGGUACUAAAGUGGCAUUCAAAAUAUUCCCUGAUCUUUGCAAUCACCCAAAGGAGUAUAAAGAUGUGUGCGACCUCAUAUUCUGCAUACAAAACUUCAUACAUAAGCGCCGCAUAAGAGUGAAGGAAUUCUUGGAGUGCUUCGAUCACCUUCGCACGGGCACAAUAACUAAAAAUCAGUUUGAACGCGCCCUAGACAAUGUCGGGGUGCGUAAGUAUCUCUCGCAACGCGAUAUGAGAAUGCUGUUUACACGCUAUAUAGAUCCGAUCGAUACCAAUCGCAUUAUGUGGCGCUUGUUUGAGGACGAAAUCGAUAAAGUGUUCACUAUCAAGCAUCUGGAGAAAACGCCUUUGCUGGAAGUGCAAUCGCCACCGGACUACAUAAAGCAUAUGCCCAGAGAUGGCGCUUUAGACUGGGACCACGCCGAGGAGGUUAUGCGCAAUUAUUGCGAGGAAGCUUUGCAACGCAUACAAAUGCGCAUACGUAAUCGGCGCUUGCACCUGCAUCCGUUCUUCCGAAACUACGACAAACUAAACCGAGGACAUGUCGGCUGUAAUCAAGCAAAUCAAGUGUUUCUCACUAACGGCAUUUUGCUUUCUAAUAAUGAGCUUAAUGCACUGCUGGCACGCUAUGGAAACGAGUUGGGAUUCAAUUACACGAAAUUCCUCGAACAUGCCGACCCCGCCGAGUACGCUGUACCUAAGCUGAAACCACAUCCAGAGGCACUCAAGACAGAAUGCCCUGCAACAAGCAAGAGUGUCGGCGACAACUACACCGAGGAAUAUAUCAUCAAACUGCUGUCGAAUAUUAAACGACAGGCAAUAACGCGCAGCAUCAAUAUUAUCGACUUCCUGCAGGAUUACGAUCGUCAUCGUGAGGGUGACAUACUCGAGAUUGACUUCAAGCGCGGCUUAGACAACGCACUUAUAGCGCUAACAGCUGAUGAAUCGAACGCGAUUAGCAAUAUCUUCCGCUCACCGAAGCGCGCUUGCUGUGUGCUUUAUCGUGACUUCUGUCGCGCGCUAGACGAAAUCUUCAUUGAAAUCGAAACCUCCAUGGGCGACAAAGAGGUGACCGCUGUACCCCUGAUACACUUGGCCAAUCUGGACUGUUUCGAUUGCUUCCUCAAUUUCGAAGAGCGCACGCUGUGCUCGCAAGCGCUCAUGAAGUUGGCACGUAAGCCCGACGAAAUCUCGAAUUUGAAACAGGUCUUCCAGGACUUUGAUCGCGAGAACUGCAGCACCAUAACACGCAACCAGUUGAUGCGUGCGCUAACUGUGCGCGAUAUGCACAACAUCGUGAGCAGUCGCGAGCUGGACGCGGUCUACAAAUGCUUCGGCUUACAACGCGGUCUACGCUUGGAGUUCAAAUAUCGCGAGUUCCUCAAUAUGCUGGACAUUCUAUUCCAAACGGGGCAGGUCAAGCGCAAUUAUUAGAAAACAAGCGCUAUUAUUACAAAAACGAAAAAAAUCUAGAACUCUUAGAUGUGUGUGUGAAUUUUCGUUUGUUGGUAUGUGCUAAUGCUGAGUCUCAUAUCUAUGUCAAAUAUGUUUAGCCGCAUGUUAAACCACUCUGAGAAAAUAAAUGUUUUCGAAAUAACGACUUACUCAGGUGUUUGAAUUUCAAAUACAUACAUGCGUACUUAUGCCACGAAAUGAAACACCGACAAUUUGUUAUUUUGUACAUUGAGUUUUUCUUUUAUAAUAAUAUAUCUUUUUAUUCAAGGUUGUAAUUUUUGUUGCAAUUAGUUAUUUGCCGUUCCUGUUUUAUAAUUAACUUGUAUUUGUUGUAUUUGUAUUUGUUUUUUGUUUUCUGAUUGAAUAAGAUAGAGUACAUACAUAUAGAUCUAUGAAUAAACAUUAUCAUUACAGUGUUAGCAAUUUAACAAGUCAUGUAAUAACUAUUUAAAUUCAGUUGGUACUCGUAUGCUCUCACUCCACACAUACACACAUCUUUUAUACGCGUAUUUGUAUUGUAUUGAAAUUUGUUUUUGUUUUUGUUUUUUCGUUUUUUUUCAUUUCAUUUAGUACAGUAAAAUAAUUAUUUUUUAUUUCUUAUUAUUAUUAACCAACUCUCCUUCCUUUCAAAGUCUACAAAUUGUCCAUCCUUUAUGCGCAUUGCUAAAGUACAAAGUAUGUAGCCUGCCAUAACCCAACUGAAAUCGCUCGAAAUCCAUGUGUAUGGACACAUAUCCACACCAUAGUCUCUAAUCGCAAUGGCUUAAAGGAAGGAAAUUCCAUCAGUUUAUUUAAUUAUUUUUAUGUACUGUAAUUGCAAUGUGCUCACAUUAAAACUAUUUUGGUCGCAUAUACAAAAUCCGUUAGUAUUAGCCCUUACUUGCCGCCGACGCCCAACAGUGUUUUUUUAAUUACAUUCACUCCUGUUUUAAUUAUUCUCUUAGAUCUUUAUUAAAAUAUAUAAAUUCUUUUAUGAUGUUAUUGCUGUUCUGUGUUUUAUAUAAUAUAUAUAUAUAUAUACUACGAGAAUAAAUAUAUAUAUAUUUAUGUAUUUAUAUGUAUUGUAUUAUGUGGAUAUGCAUGUAACUGCUGUAACUGUACAUACAUAAUUUGUCUUUAGUUGAAUUAUAUUUAAGUCGAAUAUUUUGGUGGAUUUGUUGUUGUUGUGUGUGUGUUUUUUUUAUUCCUUUGCUAUGAAUGCUGACUUCAUUUGUUGUACUAGUUGUGAUGGUUGCAAUCUUCUCACCACACACUAGAACACUCACUCUACUCUCUUCACAGUACUCAUUACUCAUUGCAUAUUUGAAGCAUAACUUGAUAUCAGUUUAUUUUGUUGCUGUUUGCCAUUCUUUCAGUUAUACGCUUAUUUUUAGACAUUAGUAGUAAGUAUAGAUAAGUAUAAAAAAUAGUACAUAACGCACGUUAUGUAUACUAGCAAAAAGAUAAACGCUAUCAAGGGACAAUGUGACAGCUUUAUUACGAAUUGAGCGACAAUUUGAUGUAUGUGUAUGUAGAGAUGAAGUGUGCAAGCAAAUGCCGCCAACUGUACGUGUGUACAUAUGUAUAUGUAUCUACGUGCAGUGGGGCAUAUUGUGUGCACACGGUUUAUAUGGAUGUGUGUGUGGAUGGGAUGCGUGGGUAAGGAAAAAAUAGCAUUUUAAAAUAGGGCUGAGUUGAUAAUUACAAAUUGCUAACUGAUAACAUACCACAACUACUACUUAGAGCAUAAAAAAUUACCAUUUUAAAGUAAGUAUAUUAGGUAACAUAAGAUUAAGUGUAAUAUAUAUGAUCUAAAACUACUGAAAAGUACUGCUAAUAAACUAUUGAUUGCUGAAUUGUUGUUAAGUUGACACUGCACUGAAUGCAACGCUGAAUUAGUAGACUUUUUUGCUUGCACUUCGGGGUAAAAAAUAAAAGGCCGGUGUAUUUUUCAUUGGCUGUUGGCUUUGGACACACACACACAUGCGAACUUAAUUGGAUGUCGAUUGUUUAAACCGUGCCGAUAACAGAUGAGAUUUGUGAUACGAUUUCUGAGCAAUUUUGCUCGAAUGGGAUGUUGUCAGCACUGCUUUUCUGCGGAGUGGUGUUUAUUUCAGGUGGUGUGUGUGCGUGGGACAUGUUAAAUAUAACGC
Molecule: messenger RNA, 4496 nt
Organism: Zeugodacus cucurbitae (melon fly)
Lineage: Eukaryota; Metazoa; Arthropoda; Insecta; Diptera; Tephritidae
Exons: 10
Coding region: 178-2343 (721 amino acids)
Molecular function (GO): calcium ion binding
Source: RefSeq, a predicted model, not a curated record